Messenger RNA from Penicillium bovifimosum, 3129 nucleotides. RefSeq names its product pitrilysin family metalloprotease cym1 (gene cym1). Bases 1 to 3129 code for a protein of 1042 amino acids. Lineage: Eukaryota; Fungi; Ascomycota; Eurotiomycetes; Eurotiales; Aspergillaceae. Gene Ontology annotation, cellular component: mitochondrial matrix. Gene Ontology annotation, biological process: protein processing. Gene Ontology annotation, molecular function: metal ion binding. The record is from RefSeq and is a predicted model, not a curated record. The transcript is spliced from 2 exons.
AUGUUGCGCUCAUCAAUGCGCAUCGGUACGCCACGAGUGCCGAGUCAUCGCUCAUUUAUCGGCCGUUCAUUAAAGCCGGCUCAGACGAUCUUUUCGCGCAAUAGUCGGAGAGCUGCAUCAACGGUGACAAAGUUGGAAGACUUCCCGAAGGUUGGCGAGAAGCUCCAUGGAUUCACUCUGCAUGAGAAGAAGAAUGUUCCGGAACUUCAUCUAACCGCGGUUUGGCUGAAACAUGACCAAACCGGGGCAGACUACAUGCAUGUGGCCAGAGAUGACAAGAACAAUGUGUUUGGAAUUGGGUUCAAGACAAACCCGCCGGAUGCUACUGGUGUGCCUCAUAUUUUGGAGCAUACUACGCUAUGUGGCAGUGAAAAAUAUCCGAUUCGAGACCCGUUCUUUAAGAUGCUUCCACGCUCCCUCUCGAAUUUCAUGAAUGCUUUCACGGCUUCCGACCAUACUACCUACCCAUUCGCUACGACAAACCAACAAGAUUUCCAAAAUCUUCUGUCUGUUUACCUCGAUGCUACCCUGCACCCUCUUCUGAAGGAAUCAGACUUCCGACAAGAAGGUUGGCGCCUGGGUCCCGAGGAUCCGCGUGCUGGAGAGGUGGUUCCUGGGAAACCCGAGAACAAGCUGUCAUUGGAAGAUAUCGUGUUCAAGGGCGUUGUCUACAAUGAGAUGAAGGGCCAGAUAUCUGAUGCCAACUAUCUUUACUACAUUCGGUUCAAAGAGAGCAUCUUCCCGGAGCUGAACAACUCGGGUGGAGACCCAGAGUACAUCACGGAUCUUACCCAUAAGCAGCUGACGGACUUCUCAAAACGCAACUAUCACCCUAGCAACUCCAAAAUCUUCACAUACGGUGAUAUGCCUCUGGCUGAUCAUCUGCAGCAGAUCGGUGCAGUCCUGGACGGCUUCCAGAAGGGACAAGCGGAUACUGAUAUCAAGCGGCCUCUGGACCUCAGCAAGGGACCUGUGAACGUGACUGUUCCUGGCCCCAUAGAUACGUUCGCUAGCGAAGACAAGCAGCACAAGACCUCUACAUCCUGGUACAUGGGUGACACCACCGAUACCGUGGAGACCUUCGCCGUUGGAAUUGCGUCCUCGCUUCUUCUCGAUGGCUAUGGCUCACCCAUGUACCGAGCUCUUGUUGAGAGCGGUCUUGGCUCUUCAUUCACGCCAAAUACGGGUCUUGACACAUCCGGUCGGAUCCCCAUCUUCUCGGUUGGACUAAACGGUGUCACCGAAGCCAAUGCCGCUACCAUCAAAGACGUGAUCCAGAAUGUCUUCCGAGACACCGUCUCUGCUGGAUUCAGCGAGGAGAAAGUCCAAGGCUUCCUUCACCAGCUGGAGCUCGCGCUGCGCCACAAGACCGCGAACUUCGGAAUUGGUGUAAUGGAGAAGACCAUCUCGGCUUGGCUUAAUGGCUCCGAUCCUAUGAAGGAGCUCGCUUGGAACGAUGUCGUCAAUGAGUUCAAGAGCAGGUAUGCGAAGCCUGGAUAUCUGGAAUCUUUGGUCGAGAAGUACCUCAUCAACGACCAGUGCAUGACCUUCACUAUGGUCGGUAGCCCCACGUUCAACAAGGAGCUGGACCAGAAGGAGGUGGUGCGCAAGGAUAAGAAACUCGCGGCGCUUAUUGAAAAGCAUGGAUCGGCCGAGGAGGCUGUUACCAAGCUCGGAGAGGAGGAAUUGGAACUCCUCAAGAUUCAAGAGGACGCUCACAAUGCCGACCUGAGCUGCCUGCCAUCAUUGAGGGUCAAGGAUAUCUCGCGAGAGAAGGAACGCAAGCCUGUCCGAGAAUCUAAAGUCGAUGAUGCUGACGUCGUUUGGCGUGAAGCUCCCACCAACGGGCUGACCUAUUUCCAGGCCUUAAACGAGUUUGUCGAUCUUCCCGAUGAACUGCGGUUGCUCAUGCCCUUGUUUAAUGACUGCGUAAUGCGCCUUGGAACUGCCAACCGGUCGAUGGAACAAUGGGAAGAUUUGAUCAAGUUGAAGACCGGAGGCAUCUCGACCUCUUCCUUCCUAGUGUCAUCCCCAACGCAUCUGAACCAGUUCAAGGAGGGCAUGCAGUUCUCUGGAUUUGCCAUUGACAAGAAUAUCCCCGAGAUGCUGGAAAUGCUCUCGGUCUUGGUCACAGAGACAGACUUCAACAGCCCUGCUGCGCCAGCUAUGAUUCAAGAACUCCUGCGGAUGACCACCAACGGAGCUUUGGAUGCCAUUGCAGGAACGGGCCACCGAUUUGCCGUCAAUGCUGCUGCUGCCGGCCUUUCCCGAAGCUUCUGGGUUCAGGAGCAGCAGUCUGGUCUUGACCAAUUGCAAGCUACGGCUAAUCUGCUCCGGGACGCAGAGACUUCCCCCGAGCGUCUUCAAGAGCUCAUUGAAAAGCUUCGCUUGAUCCAGACCUUUGCUAUCUCCUCCUCGAACCUUCGCGUUCGCAUGGUCUGCGAGAAGGAGAGUGCUAGCACCAACGAGUCUGUUUUGCAGAAGUGGAUUUCUGGACUGCCCUCAGCCCGGUCCCCAGGCGCCGACCUUGCGAACAAUUCCUUCAAGUCAGCUGAUAAUGUCUUCUAUGACAUGCCAUACAAGGUCUACUACUCUGGCCAGGCUACUCAGACUGUGCCGUUUGUCGACCCCUCCAGUGCCCCUCUCACCGUUCUCUCACAACUUCUGACCCACAACUACCUCCACCCCGAGAUCCGAGAGAAGGGCGGUGCCUAUGGUGCAGGUGCUAGCAACGGUCCCAUCAAGGGGCUCUUCACCUUCAUGAGUUACCGAGACCCUAAUCCUCUGAACUCACUCAAGGUCUUCAAGAACAGUGGUAUCUUUGCUAGGGACCGUGCUUGGUCUGAGCGUGAGAUCGAAGAAGCCAAGCUUGGUAUAUUCCAAGGGCUUGAUGCCCCUAUGAGUGUUGAUGACGAAGGCGCCCGCUACUUCAUGAGUGGCGUGACCCAUGAAAUGGACCAGCGCUGGAGAGAACAAGUCUUGGAUGUCACAGCCAAGGAUGUGAACGCGGCUGCUGAAAAAUUCUUGGUGAAUGGCACCCGCAAAACGACUUGUGUUCUGGGUGAGAAGAAGGACUGGGCUGAUUCGGAAUGGGAGCUGCGCAAGCUUUCCAUGGAUGCUGCCGCUUAA